This is a messenger RNA of Ilex paraguariensis (yerba mate), 1045 nucleotides long. The record is from the annotation of a GenBank genome assembly. NCBI's taxonomy places the organism in Eukaryota, Viridiplantae, Streptophyta, Magnoliopsida, Aquifoliales, Aquifoliaceae.
AUAAAACCCCAAAACUCUCUCUCUCUCACUCAUCUUCAACACAGUCACAGCAACUUUCUCUCUCUAUAUCUCAACAAUGGAGAGAGCCGUUUUUCUUCGUUCUCUUUCCACUACAACCACACUCUCUUGUUCUCGAUUCUUUUCUCGCUCUUCUCACCGACUUGCUUCCCUCUCUUCCAAACGGCACCGUUUACUGUCCAACCUCCAAAGACGCUCUCUUUUUCGCAACCAUGUGAGACUCAUCUCCACCGCAUCGCCGCCUUCAAUCUACCUGAAAGGACACUUCUGCGCUCUAUCCACUCGAGCUAUUGCCACCUCUUCGCCACAAUCCUCUCCCGAUGUUCUUGGGGCUCAUGAUGAUGUUGCUGAGAAGUUUGGGUUCGACAAAGUUUCGGAGCAGUUCAUUGAGGAGUGUAAAUCGAGAGCUGUUUUGUAUAAGCAUAAAAAGACCGGUGCCGAAGUCAUGUCGGUAUCGAAUGAGGACGAAAACAAAGUCUUUGGCAUUGUUCUUCGAACUCCUCCGAAAGAUUCCACUGGAAUUCCUCACAUAUUGGAACACAGCGUUUUGUGUGGUUCGAGAAAGUAUCCACUGAAAGAACCAUUUGUUGAACUAUUGAAAGGGAGCUUGCACACCUUUUUAAAUGCAUUCACAUAUCCUGAUAGGACUUGCUAUCCUGUUGCUUCCACAAAUAUGAAGGAUUUCUAUAACUUGGUCGAUGUGUACUUGGAUGCCGUCUUCUUCCCUAAAUGCGUGGAGGACUUCCAGACUUUUCAACAAGAGGGGUGGCAUUAUGAACUGAAUGACCCUUCAGAGGAUAUAACUUAUAAAGGAGUUGGAAAACUGUAUGGCAUCCUUGAUGCUGAAUGCAAUUUGAGUAUGCAAAUGAAUAUGGGAUACACUGCUACUAAAAUGGCUCUUUUUCCAGACAAUACUUAUGGUGUUGAUAGUGGAGGUGAUCCACAAGUUAUUCCCAAGCUCACUUUUGAGGAAUUCAAGCGUCUUUAUUUAUCUAGAAGCUUUGAGACACUGGGUGAUAGGGUUUAG